UUUAUACGUAUCAUGAAUAUGUAUACAGUAGUACUUCUAGUUCCCUAAUUGGUUUGAUUUAUAGUUUCGUAAAUUUCUAGCCAACUAGGCAGAUCAUCCCAGCCCUGUCAUCUUCCCUCGCGAGCCGAUGGCUGUGCGUGGCUCUCGUUGGGUCAUACCUUUCAGUGUGAGCCUAGGCGUUCCAAUUGGUCUCUACGUGGCUUUCAUCCUGUUAAGCGCGAUACCCUUCUUUCAAAGACACUUCUUGUAUGCCCACCGAGUGAACACUCUAUUAUGGCAUAACAUUGAUAUGCCGGAAUACUGGGGGUUUGCCAGGAAUCAGGUCACCCCCUUUUCACUAACUACUCCUGAUGGUGAACAUCUCUACGCAUGGCAUAUUUUACCGCUUCCCACCUACAUAAAACAUGAAAAUACCCUUCAUGUCCAGAAGCCGGGUUUCUCGAAAGACAUUACCAAGACGGAAUCGUUUAAGCUGCUCAGGAAUGAUCCUGAGGGUCGACUUGUCAUCUAUUUCCAUGGGAACGCCGGUCACGUUGCCCAGCGUAUUCGCCCUGACAGUUACCACACCCUAACGGAUUCUUCUCUAUACCACGUCCUAGCUAUCGAUUACCGCGGAUUCGGCAAAUCAACCGGCACGCCAUCGGAAGAAGGAUUAAUCCACGAUGGCAUCACAGCUGUAGACUGGGCUAUGGAUAUAGCAGGUAUCCCGGCCAGCCGGAUCGUUAUUUUGGGUCACAGCCUCGGCACUGCGGUUACGAGCGGUAUCGCAGAGCACUUUGCAAUGCAAGGAACCGAAUUUGCGGGCGUUAUCCUCGUUGCCGGGUUUUCCAGCUUGCCAACUCUAGUCUCUACAUAUGCAGUAGCCGGGUUCAUACCAAUCCUCUCGCCGAUCCGAGCGUUUCCGUCACUCCUCCGCUUCCUCCAAAGCUUUAUUGUGGAUGAAUGGAAGUCCGCAGACCGGCUUUCCCAUCUCGUGAGCCUCACGCGAACGAGAUUACGGUUGACUUUCAUCCACGCCAAGGACGAUUUAGAUAUUCCAUGUCAUGAGAGUGAUGUGUUGUUCAGAUAUGCGUCAAGCGCCGCCAUUGAUGAGGUGCUCGACGACAUCGACUUCUUAUCAUGGAAGGAGCAGCGAACUUCGCAUGGGGAAGAUGGAACUUUUGUUGCGAUUGUUAAGACCAGGUCGGAUAUAAUUAUCAGGGAAGAAAUUGUACCAUAUGGUGGACACAACCAUGUCAUGAUAUCUUCGGCUGUUGCACUCGCAGUCAUGAGGUCAUUUGGAUUAGAUAACACUUAAACAUCUCUACAUGGUAAAGAUAGUGUCAUCUACUAAUUGGUACUUGGGUCAUAAGCGCUCCGGGGGCUUUUUACUUACAGGUUUUCCCAGACAUGAUUUAGUCUCUAUAAAUGGAUUAGAUAUGAUACAUUUCUUUCAAUAGAUGAUAUGGUGAUAAUAAGUAUCUCAAGUUAAGUAUACAUGCCUACCAACACGGUAUACCUAUGUAUAUAUACCUAGUAUUUAUUUUAUCUUAGUAGGUAAC
This is a messenger RNA of Annulohypoxylon maeteangense, 1541 nucleotides long. RefSeq names its product alpha/beta-hydrolase. The record is from RefSeq and is a predicted model, not a curated record. The transcript has 7 exons. The coding region runs from base 128 to 1297 and encodes 389 amino acids. NCBI's taxonomy places the organism in Eukaryota, Fungi, Ascomycota, Sordariomycetes, Xylariales, Hypoxylaceae.